Molecule: messenger RNA, 2141 nt
Organism: Mollisia scopiformis
Lineage: Eukaryota; Fungi; Ascomycota; Leotiomycetes; Helotiales; Mollisiaceae
Exons: 3
Coding region: 370-1929 (519 amino acids)
Biological process (GO): regulation of gene expression
Cellular component (GO): nucleus
Molecular function (GO): protein binding
Source: RefSeq, a predicted model, not a curated record
GAUCAAUCACAGCCAAGACUCGUCCACGACACCUUUGGACUUUUGAAAUACUUCUGGCAUGCUCGAGAGCGAUAACCAGCUCCCUCCGACGCACCAUUGACCUUUCAUGUCCAGUAGCCUUAGUUGAUGGUAUUCUGCGUGGUAGACAUCAAUGCUCGUUGCACGAAUAUUUGUUUCAGACACCCACUCGAGGUCAACAAAUCCCAAACUGUUAGACGGAUUGGUGUGACAAAAGACUAUCUUGAAGCUCCUCGUAAGGAAGGACUCGGUGCCACACAAGCUGACUGUUGAUUCGGGUUCUGCGAAGUGCGAAGUGCAAAGAUCAUUGUGUAGUACAGGCCUGGAGAGUUUCCAGACGCUGUCUACUGUAUGACUGAAUUGGCGGACGUAUUCGCAGAGCUGGGUAUCUCUCACUACCUCCACGACUUCCUCGAACAAGGGUUUGAUACCUGGGAGACAAUCCUCGACAUUACAGAGUCGGACUUCGAUGCCUUGGGUGUCAAGCUUGGCCACCGGAGGAAACUUCAGCGGAAAAUCGCCAACUCGAGAGGCUUCUCUUCGGAUCGAGCAUUAGCUUCGCCUCGAAAUACACCAACAGAUGACAGGCAACCAGACGAGCUGAAAGCAGGCAACAUAAAAGCUGAGAGCAAGGAUGGAAGCGGUAUAUCCCAUGGCGCAAAGAGAAAGUAUCGACGACAUCCAAAGCCUGACGAAAAUGCACCCGAGCGACCACCUUCUGCAUAUGUCAUUUUUUCGAAUAAGAUGCGCGAAGAACUCAAGGGAAGAAAUCUGUCUUUCACAGAGAUUGCCAAAUUGGUGGGCGAAAACUGGCAGAAUCUCUCCCCCGCAGAGAAGGAGCCUUAUGAACAGCAGGCCUUUUCUGCAAAGGAGAAAUAUAACAAUGAACUCACCGAGUACAAGAAGACGGAAAACUACAAGGAAUAUUCGCAAUACCUAGCGGAGUUCAAGGCGCGGCAUUCAACAACACAGCAAGCAAAUGACUCCGAUGCAGCCAAAAGACCAAAGCUCGAGGCACAUGCGAGUGCGGUGAGCAGUGGCAGCAGUGCUACAAGUCAACAUGGUGGUGAUACACCCAUUGGUCGCAUGCGUGUAGAAUCAUCCGCUUCAAUGACUGGCCAAUGGCAUCCCUCGGAAGGACAGACCUCACCUCAGUUAUCCAACAUGCCCAAACUAUCAGUUGCGCUUGGAGGUCCAAAGCCGCAGGUCUCGCCAAGUGCGCCAUCUCCAACCGUACUCCCCGGAUAUCGCGACUCUCUCUAUGGAUCUCAUCAGCAGCUUCACCCUUGGAGAGAAGGUCAGCGAGACGAUACUCUAACCAACCAUCAGCAGCUUCCCCGAUUGUCCAGCGUCACGGACGGACGAUCAACGUUGUCUGGAACACAAGCUGCCGAUCCACGCAACCUCACUGGAUCCCAACAGCAUGCCCAUCGUUCAGCACAGGCACAAAGUCAUCCUCCUCCAUUGUUGACCUCUGAGUCGACGAAUAGGUCGACUACUUCUUCAGCCAGCACAGGAUCCUCUGCUUUUUUUACUCCUCGCACGCCUCUGGAGCCUCCACUCGAACGCUCCCUUCCCAUACCAUCACUUUACUCGCAGAAAUCGUAUGAGAAUCAAUUACCACCUCUGCGACCCCCAUCUCUAUCCCCUCAAUCGACCUUGGUAACCACGCAGCAAUCUCCAAAUCCAAUUCAUGCCAUUGUUGACUUGCAACCUUCGAUUCCACCGAUCCGCGGCUAUGGAUCCGCGCAGCCACAAGGUGCUCUCACUACCCGACCUGAUCCCCGACUUCGAGAAUAUAUUUCGAAUUCUGUCGACGAUAACAACUUAGAUCCGGUGAGCGCAUUGCUGCGGGCGGGAGAGAUCGUCGACAGAGGCGAUAGGAACAACGGUGGCCCUCCGGGGCCAUAAAGCCAUAUUUAAUGUGCAAAACUUCGGCCGCGUCAGUACACGAAAGACAACGCCGCUUCAUUCCAAUGGAAAGGUGAAUAAAGGGUCAUUGCUAUAGGUGGUCAUACUGUAGUGCUCAAGAAACGGACCUGGCGCUUGGAGUUCAGGUGGUGUAAACCAUGGUAUGAUGAGAUUCCCCAGAUCUGUUUGUUUAUCUACCCAGAAUAGGGGCA